UUGCGUAAGUUAGUUACAACUUGCUGCCCUGUAGAUAAACAGCACAAAAUUAUACUCUCUUAUUCCAUGUUCCUUGCCAAUCACACAAGAUUUUAAUUCAAUAUGAUGAGAAGCAAACAUUCAUACUCUUCAGGACAAAGUUCGUCAAAACCUAGUGCUUCGAGGCAAUAUGGGAGUCAACGUUCAUCUUCUUUGAGUCAACGAUCAUCCUCUUCUUCUACUAUGUCUGUUUUAUCUAAAUUAGAUACUUCUGCUUCAUCUAAACAACAAAAUUUGAGGAAACAAAGGAGUCAUCACUCAUCUUCUUCAGUUUUUGCCUCAUCUGAAUCACAAAGUUCAAAGCAACAAGAGAGUUAUCAUUCAUCUUAUUGGAGGAAUCAACUCUCAUCCUCUUCAGUUUUUGCUUCAUCUGAAUCACAAAGUUCGAAACAACAAGAGAGUUAUCAUCCGUCCUAUUGGAGAAAUCAACUCUCAUCCUCUUCGAUUUUUGCUUCAUCUGAAUCACAAAGUUCGAAGCAACAAGAGAGUUGUCCUUCCUCCUAUUGGAAUCAACUCUCAUCCUCUUCAGUUUUUGCCUCAUCUGAACCACAAAAUUCAAAGCAACAAGGGAGUUAUCAUUGGCCUUGUUGGAGUCAACUCUCGUCAUCUUCAGUUUCUGCCUCGUCUAAACCACAAAAUUGGAGGCAACAAAAGAAUUAUUACUCGUUUUCUUGGAGUCGAAAUCUGUCUUCUUUAUUCUCUGUCUUAUCCAAACCACAAAGUAGUCAAUAUGCAUCCUCUUCUAUGUUUGCAUCAUAUAAACCACAUAGUUCAAUGCAACCAAGGAAGGAAUCCUUGUCUUUUUCGAAUCAACGUUCGUCCCCUUCCAUAUCUAUCUUGUCUAAAUCACAGAAUUUGAUGCAACAAAAGAGUCAACACUGGUCUUCUUCAAGAAAAGGCAUGUCCUCUUCUGUAGCUGCUUCAUCUAAACCUCCAAGAUCAUUGCAACAAGGGAGUCGACACUCGUUGUCUUCGAGUCAACGUCCAUCUUCUACCAAAGUUUUGUCUCUUUUCUCUGUUUUCAACAAAGUUGAAGGAAGAUCAAAUUCAAAAAAAUCAAUGGCAAUGAAGGUGGUGAGGAAGAUAGUACCAGUUGCACUUAAGCUAGCAUUUUCGUUCAUUCUUGGACAUCCUCUUCCUUUUCUUCCUGAUAUUGUGGGACUAUUCCUACCUAGCUCGUCUUCUUAAUUAUAUAUAUAACUGUACACUCUUAAAUAAUAGUUUUCAAUUGGGUGGUUCAUCACUUCUUUUCA
Arachis stenosperma is the source of this 1292-nucleotide messenger RNA. RefSeq names its product suppressor protein SRP40-like. Lineage: Eukaryota; Viridiplantae; Streptophyta; Magnoliopsida; Fabales; Fabaceae. The record is from RefSeq and is a predicted model, not a curated record. Bases 103 to 1227 code for a protein of 374 amino acids. The transcript is spliced from 2 exons.